Molecule: messenger RNA, 2157 nt
Organism: Candida albicans SC5314
Lineage: Eukaryota; Fungi; Ascomycota; Pichiomycetes; Serinales; Debaryomycetaceae
Gene: NSP1
Product: FG-nucleoporin
Exons: 1
Coding region: 1-2157 (718 amino acids)
Biological process (GO): protein import into nucleus; RNA export from nucleus
Cellular component (GO): nuclear pore; nuclear pore central transport channel
Molecular function (GO): phospholipid binding; structural constituent of nuclear pore
Source: RefSeq, a predicted model, not a curated record
AUGUUUGGAGGUCAACAGAAUAAUAGUGGCACCAAUGCCUUUAGUGGGUUUUCCGCAAAUAACAACACCAACAGUAAUACCAGCAAUAAUACCAGCAGCCAACAAGGUGGCACAUCUGUAUUUGGAGCAUCAAAGUCAGCCGAAUCCAAUGCGUUUGGAGCUUCUAACAGUACUUCUAAACCACUCUUCAGUUCAGGAGCUCAACAGCAAUCAUCGUCAACUCCAGCAUUUGGGGCCCCCAAAUCCAGUUCUCCGUUUGGAAAUGCUAGUACCAAUCAACCCAACGCAUUUGGAUCAGCAUUUGGUGCUGCUCCUAAAACAGGGGGAUUAUUUGGAGCCAACACAGCUAACUCAACAGCUCAAUCAGGUUCAAUAUUUGGACAAAAGAAAGAUGAUGCUACUUCCGGUUCUACUGGAACGACCAGUACUGGAUUAUUUGGAGCUAAUCCCGCUUCUAACAAUCAGUCGACCGGCGUUACUUUUGGUGCUCCUACAUCGACCACCUCCAAUGAAAAGACAGAAGAACCCAAAUCAACUGGCCCUUUCGGUUCCAAACCAGCAGAUAGUACAACAAGUACAGGCACAACAGGGGUAUCUUUUGGUACUCAAAACCAAACAACUAGUGCAACUAGCGGUGGAGGCUUAUUUGGGGCCAAGAAAGAUCAAUCUCCAGCACCAACGGGAGGAUUAUUCGGCUCUACAACAACAAGUCAGGAUGCCAAACCAGCAAAUGAUACCGCCACAAGUAGUGAACUGAAACCUGCUAUUAAUAUGUUUGGUUCUAGUAGCACUACAGCCGAUAAUAAGUUGGGCAGCGGGAGCUCUUUUGGUUCUAACAAUAAUCCACUCUUUGGUGGUAAGAAGGAUGAUAACAAAUCUUCUGCAUUUACGCUUGGAUCGAAACCAGAAAAUAAUGAAGGACCAAAAGCACCUUUUUUUGCAGCUAACAAUGACACAAGUAAACCGGCUACUAGUGGAUUCUUGUUUGGGGCUAAAAAGGAUGAGGAUAAACCAGCUAGUGGUGGAUUUUUGCUUAGUGUUAAGAAGGACGACGAUAAAGACAAACCUACCACCAGUGGAUUGUCAUUUGGUGCUAAAAAGGAUGACAAUAAACCAGCUAGUGGUGGAUUUUCAUUUGGUGCUAAGAAAGACGAAGAUAAGGCUGCCAGUGGCGGCGGAUUUACAUUUGGUGCUAAAAAGGAUGACGAUAAAGACAAACCAGCUAGUGGUGGAUUUUCUUUUGGCCAAAAAUCCGAUGAUAAGAAAGAAGAUAAAAGUGGUUCCGGAAAUGCCACAUCUGCUACUACAGCUUCAACGGCAACCACUACUACUACCACAGCUCAACCAAAUUUGAAACCGACAAAAAUUGAACCAAUUCCUGUUUCAAUUGAUAACAAAACACUUGAUGACUUGAUUGUCAAAUGGUCUAAGCAGUUGACGACAACUACAAAAGUUUUUGAUUCAUACACUACUAAGGUCAAGGAAUGGGACCAGAAAUUGGUAGAAAGUGGAGAUGAUAUUACCAAACUAAACCAAGAAUCAUUGGAGGCAGAGACGUUGCAAAGCAAAAUAAACCAGCAGUUGCUUUUUGUUGAAAACCAACAAGAUGAAUUAGAGAAGAUAUUAGAUAAUUACGAGCAACAGGCAGACAUUUUGUUGAACAACAUGGAAUUGAACAAUAACGAAGUUGUCAAUGCCCCAUCAUCCUUGAUUCAUGCUGUUGACGGAAGCAAUAAAGAUACCAACUCCAAAGAUGCUAGUGCUAGUGUUUCCUCUUCAAAUCCAGCAGCCUCUGGCGGGUCAUCCUCAUCUUUGAGUAUCACUGAUAAAUUACGUGAAAAUGCUUAUCACAAUGCUGAGUUGUUAGAUGAAAGAUUGGAUAACCUAGGUGCCAACUUAGGAACUUUGAUCAAUGAAAUCAAUUCAGUCAGUGAUGUUUUCAACAAGAAUUUGAUCAAUGAGUUAGCUAACAAAGCCGAUGCAAGAGAUUCUACCAGUAAGAAGGAUGAUAUAAAACCAGAUGAGAAUAAUCCAUUUGAAGAGAUUGUGAGAUUAUUGAAUUUACAUUUGGAAAACUUGAAAUACAUUGAAAAUGCAGAAGAAGAGUUGAAAAGCAAGUUGGAGAAAUUGAACAAAACCAAAAAAUUAAAUCAUUAA